CCGGGAUGCCGUAGCUGCUGUUGGUGUGGGGUGUGUGUGUGUGGAUUGGCAUAAAUAAGACCUGUUUUUCUUUCCUUUUCCCAGUUGCUGGUGCUUCAGGGAUGUCGGUGCAGGAUCCUGGCCCUAAAGCGGUGACUGUAAGCGACGUGCAGUUGCUGCUGAAGAAGAAGGAUGAGAUUGAAGCCCAGAUCAAAGCCUAUUAUGAAGUCCUGGAGGAUCAAAAAGGUGUUGGGAUGAACGAACCUUUAGUGGAUGUUGAAGGAUAUCCACGUGCUGAUGUUGAUCUGUAUCAGGUCCGGACAGCAAGACACAACAUUGUCUGUUUGCAGAACGACCACAAGGCGUUGAUGCGUCAAGUGGAAGAAGCCCUCCACCAGCUUCAUGCGCGAGACAAGGAGAAGCGCGAGAGGGAUGAGGCCGAAGCACGGGCGGAAGCCCAGGGCCAGAGCCAGCCCUUGCCACUGCCUUUUGCCAGGGUGAACGCCGUCACUCCGGGCUCCCCGGCCAGCCUCUCGGGGUUGCAGGUGGGUGACGAGAUCGUGGAGUUUGGUUCCGUGAACGCUCGCAACUUCCGGUCGCUGCAGGAUAUUGCCACCGUGGUCCAGCACAGUGAAGAGAAGCCAUUAAGUGUGACCGUGAUCCGGGGAGGAGAGAGAGUACACCUGGGGCUCACACCAAAACGCUGGAGUGGCAAAGGGCUUCUGGGUUGCAACAUCCUCCCUCUGCAGAGAUGAUUGCCCUGUGACAGAGCUCCCAACGACACGGCGCUGUUUCGGUCCCAAGGCAGCUUUUUGGCCUGAAGAUGUUUGGAGUGCCAGAUGCAAAACUGGUGGCAUCGAGACCCACGGCCAAGGGCGUUUAUACUGCCACAUCUUAAAAGUGUGAAUUCGUAUCAUAGGGCUUACCCUGCGCUUGUGUCAUUUGCCCCCAGUAAAAUUUUUAAAAGGCAAAAAGCAAGGUGUGUGGCUUUAUUUUGUGGAUUUGAAGGAUAUUCUCUAACUUCCUUUUAAUCCCCCCCCCUUUUUAAAAAAAAAUAGAGAGUAAAGGUUUGCGCUAGCAUGCACAGAUAUUCUUGUUUCUUUUCCCCUGAACUGUGGGCACUUUUUCAUGGUCAUACAUCCGGUGGGUUCAAGAAGACUAGCAGAGGGUCUACUGAAUUGUCAUCAUAAAGUCAUUUUGAAUAAAUCUUAACCUUUUCUAAAA
Molecule: messenger RNA, 1203 nt
Organism: Pogona vitticeps (central bearded dragon)
Lineage: Eukaryota; Metazoa; Chordata; Lepidosauria; Squamata; Agamidae
Gene: PSMD9
Product: proteasome 26S subunit, non-ATPase 9
Biological process (GO): proteasome regulatory particle assembly
Cellular component (GO): nucleus; cytoplasm
Molecular function (GO): protein binding
Source: RefSeq, a predicted model, not a curated record